ACGGCUGUCGUGCCUCACGUAUCGGCAAGCAUGGAGGCAGAGGAAUCAGAGAAGGAAACCGCGGAGCAGGAGCUUCUGGAAGGGAGAGACGAGAAACCAGAGGCGGAGGAGGAGCCGGAGGAAUCUGAAGAGGCGGCUUGCGGCGGCAAGAAGCGGGUGGUGCCAGGUAUUGUGUACCUGGGCCACAUCCCGCCCCGCUUUCGGCCCCUGCACGUCCGGAACCUUCUCAGCGCUUACGGCGAGGUCGGGCGCGUUUUUUUCCAGCCCGAGGACGGGUUCGUGAGGCGCAAGAAGAAGGCAGCGGCAGCUUCUGCCACGGGAGGAAAAAAGCGGUCCAAGUACAGCAAGGACUACACCGAGGGCUGGGUGGAGUUCCGGGACAAGCGAAUAGCCAAGCGAGUGGCGGCCAGUCUGCACAACACUCCCAUGGGGGCCCGCAGGCGCAGCCCCUUCCGUUACGACCUAUGGAACCUCAAGUACCUGCACCGUUUCACCUGGUCCCACCUCAGCGAGCAUCUUGCCUUUGAGCGCCAGGUGCGCAGGCAGCGCCUGAGGGCCGAGGUUGCCCAGGCCAAGCGAGAGACUGACUUCUAUCUUCGAAGUGUGGAGCGGGGACAGCGCUUCCUUGCUGCUGAUGGGGACUCUUCUCGCCCAGAUGGCUCCUGGUCCUUCGCCCAGCGUCCUACUGAGCAGGAGCUUAGGGCCCGGAAGGCAGCUCGUCCAGGGGGACGUGAACGGGCUCGCCUGGCUAAUGUGCAGGACCAGGCCCGGUCCAACCGUGGGCUCCUUGCUAAGAUCUUUGGAGCACCGCCACCCUCAGAAAGCGGGGAGGAACCCUGACUGGUCCAGGACUCUUGAGGGGCAGGGAGCCCCCUUUCACCUCCUAGCCCAGCCCUGCUUCCUGUACCUGAUAAUGACUACCCAAGCAGACAUUUUAUUGUGUUUCUCAGACCAGGAGUCUCUGGUGAGUGCCCAGAUGUAGAAGUUUUGUGGGCCUCUCCAUCACCCUCCAACUCUUACACAUUCCUGGCUGAAGCACCUAAUUCAUACUAGCACGAUUAUGACCACUGCAGAUGCCUGUUUGUCUUGUUUGAUUCUUGGCUGCCUGCCUCCUGCCCAGUGGGGGCCUAUAAAAAUCCUACUUCCUGGCUCCAGACAGAGCCUCUACUUAAAGCUAG
Molecule: messenger RNA, 1178 nt
Organism: Ceratotherium simum simum (southern white rhinoceros)
Lineage: Eukaryota; Metazoa; Chordata; Mammalia; Perissodactyla; Rhinocerotidae
Gene: ABT1
Product: activator of basal transcription 1
Biological process (GO): endonucleolytic cleavage to generate mature 5'-end of SSU-rRNA from (SSU-rRNA, 5.8S rRNA, LSU-rRNA); endonucleolytic cleavage in 5'-ETS of tricistronic rRNA transcript (SSU-rRNA, 5.8S rRNA, LSU-rRNA); endonucleolytic cleavage in ITS1 to separate SSU-rRNA from 5.8S rRNA and LSU-rRNA from tricistronic rRNA transcript (SSU-rRNA, 5.8S rRNA, LSU-rRNA)
Cellular component (GO): nucleolus
Molecular function (GO): RNA binding
Source: RefSeq, a predicted model, not a curated record